Messenger RNA from Amoebophrya sp. A120, 2565 nucleotides. NCBI's taxonomy places the organism in Eukaryota, Dinophyceae, Syndiniales, Amoebophryaceae. The record is from the annotation of a GenBank genome assembly.
CUCGUCUUCAAUGUAUGAUUCUCAGAGCUCCUCAUUCGUUGCAUAGAUAUGGCUUCAUCAACCGUUCCCUUUGCAAGAAUUCCUCCGCGUCUUGCGUGGUUUUCUCGGUGGCGAACUACAUCUUGUGCACAUCUCAUUCAUCAUUGAAAAACAAAAUUCGCAUAAAAAAAAUUCAUCUCGCAGCAAGAUGCCUGGUCGUCGUUGUAUCUAGGCUCCACAGAACAACAUCAAAAGAUGAUGGAGCCUCCGCGACCGCCGAGUCGCAGUCGCAUUCGGCUCAACCGGCUAGACACGGCCCCCGAAGUGUCGUUUUACCGCACCUUUCACAACCACUUCAGCGAACAGAAGGAGAAUGCGGCGGAAUGUAUAUAUACUUGUUGCAAAAUAAUUUGUUGUAAAUCAAUGUGAUGCAACCGGCGCAUCACGGCAGAUGAAAAAGAAAAAGAAUGCCAAAAUAAUACUUGAUCUUGACUAAAUCCUGGGGAGCUAUCUUCAUGCUUAACAAGAAAUUCUUGAGUGCUUCUUGUUCGUUAUUCCUCGUUCCUAACAUCUUAUUAGCGUCGUCCAGCGGUGGUCACCAGGGUCGGGAUAAGCAGGACCGGGUUUCCUCGCGGAACAACAUGCAGUACCCGUCGUUAAUGAACCAGACGAUGUCCGGAAAGCGGUUCGUCCUGCGCCCCCUGGUGAGCGGGAACGGGCCCGGAUUGGCGGACCAUGGGUUUUACCUGCCCGGAGGCACCACGGCGACCGGCAUGCCGAUGUCGGAUCCGCACAACCAGCUUUCGUCUAGCAGCAGCUGCCGGGAGUUGCCGAGCUUCCAGCGCCCGGUCAGUCGCGGCGAGCAGAGGCCAGUCAGUCGUGGGCGGGGCGGGAUCAGCACCAACGAUCAGGACGGGCUGAACAACACGACGUGCGGACAGGGCGGACCGCCAGGGAGCAACUCGUCCUGCAGUCCGACCAUGUUUCAUCCUGCGGGCGGGAACAAUACUAAUACUGUCGGCGGAAUAAUAAAUGGUUCCUCGUCUGCGGGCUCUUGUGGCAUAACUACCGGCGUAGCAGGCCUAGACCACCACGGCGGGCCGGCGACAUCGAUACCGUCCAGCUCGGGCACAACUAGCGGCAUAGGCGGUCCCAGCGGUCCUUCCUCCAGUACUAGCAACGGCCUGAGUCGGUGUAGCAGCACGCGGCAACUCGGCGUGUCGUCGCGAAGUGGCGGCGUUGUGCCGGGCCAGUCGGGCAGCUGUCACGUGGUCGGGCACCAGAUGACGAGCUGCGCGUCCGAGGUGACACUGGGCACCAGCUCGAAAAGCAGCAGCUCCUGCGGAAUCGUAGUGGGCGCGGGCGGGGACUGCAUUCCACGCGUGCGGUCUCUGGAAUCCUUCGACGAAAGGAGAGAAAUCACGCGUGACUACAAGAAGCACCGCGUAGAAAGACCCUCGGACCAAAUUCGACCGUCAAGCAGGCAGCAGAACACCAGACCAAACAGCAGAUGUGGUAAUUAUAUUCUUUCGAUUCGGAAUCAUGAUGAAGAUGAUGUUCAUGUUUAGUUUUCUGCAUGGAUGAUGAAACGAUGAUAAAGCAGAAGCGGCGUCAUCGAGAUUUGCAUUGGCUCGCCCCCGUCGCCUGCUUACUUGCCCGAUUUAUUUACUGCUGAGUCUACAUGCCGAUGCGAAGUCGAAGAAGCACAAGCACUAUGACGAUAUCGUACACACUUCCAAGCAAAAAAUACAGGUUUGACGAGCAGCCACUCCGGUCUGAUUUUACCUUCUAUCUCAACAACGCGGUCGAAGUCGAGUAAGGACUCGCAUAUUUUCCUGGACUGAAGGGCAGUUGUAUAGAAGGGAGAGGUCUGAUUUGAAUACGGGAUGGGCAUGCUGAUGGAGGUCUGCUGGGGAAGGGGAUUUUUCCUAAGGUGGUUCCAGUGGAUCAUAGAUAGGUACUAUAGGCACUAUCCUUUCGAGGAUGUUGCACUUCCUUCUUGCGCAAGGAAAAGUAACAGAAACCUUUACUACAGUACAUCAAAAACGAGGAACCAGAAUUAAUUAAUUUACACGACUUUGACUUGUUAGUCUUGACUGACCGAUUGAUUUGAUGCAAUUACGACAGUAUGAUCUUCGAUGAUUACAGCUUCUGUGCUUGAAUGGUACGACUCAAAUGACACUCGUUUCUCUCUCGUCCUUGUAAAAUCUUUUACUUUCCAAAUGAACUUGAGCUUUUCUGUUCACCGGUUUAUCCUACACUACCAGGCUACUUCACUAUGGCUGAUAAUGCAUAUCGAAACUGUCCUAAGCUUAAGCAAGAGAUCAUUGAGAUAGUACAAUAAUUGAAGACCCGUAGAAGUAUUUUCUGCAAAUUACCCUAAGAAAGGUCGUGGAUAAUGAAAAAUCCUAAAAGCAGCUCUGCGUCUGAUGUUUUGUAGUAAUUAGCUGCAGACGAGUAGCUCCUUAUCCUGUACAGCUAAGUGCGUCGACCCGGUGACAAAACUGCACGAAGAAGUGUCAGCGGAACAUCAACCCCUACCAACUAAACUCCAACUAAUGUACUGAAGUAGACCACACCAAAAAU